Oryctolagus cuniculus (rabbit) is the source of this 2770-nucleotide messenger RNA. The record is from RefSeq and is a predicted model, not a curated record. NCBI's taxonomy places the organism in Eukaryota, Metazoa, Chordata, Mammalia, Lagomorpha, Leporidae.
AUAGCCGUCAGCACGCAGGACCCAGAAGAUGCAACAAAUCAGCAUCAUUACAGCAGGGACGGGAGCUCCAGGCCGCUCCAGAUGGUAGAGAGGUGAGGCCUGGGUUCAGGGGCCAAGGGCCUCCUCCAGGGCUGCACCCUUUCACCAGCGGGAUCCUGCCACCUGCUGGGACCCUCCUGCCUCCCCACAGGUCUUCCUGGGAGAAUCCCACCUGGAGGCUGCAGCCACCUGCUUAGGCAUGCGCUCCAAGGCCAAGAAGCCUGUGGUGCUGCCCACGGUGGAGCAGAUCCUGGAGGAUGUGCGUGGGGUGCCGGCCCAAGACCCUGUCUUCACCACACUGGCCCCGGAAGACCCCCCAGGAGACCCCAGGAGGAGUGAGGACCCUGAAGCCCAGCGAGAGCGGCUGUACCAGCAGAGCUGGGCCUACAUGGCCGCCAAUGUGCAGCUGCAGCGGGCAUGUGAGGGGCUGAGGCAGCAGUGCCAGGGCCUGCAGUGAGCCGGUGCAGAGCUGGAGCUGGGCAUCGGACAUGUGACACGUGCAGUGCUGCCCGGCGCCUUGGCCACCACCUCCUCCAGCUGACCUGGGCCCUUCCCCACCCCUAGCACCGGCUGGACCCUGUGUGGGCACCCAGGACCACCUCCCCCCAGCAGACUCUGCCCUUCUCAUGGGGCCACUGUGUGCUCCCUUGCCCAGCGCUGGCCUGGCGCACCACUCCCAGGCCAAGAGGGGACUCCGCGGACCUCAUGCUGCACUCCUGGGCAAGAGCCACCCCUUCAUUGCCACAGGAGAGGCUGAUGCAGUGGACAGUGGAGUGGCCAUGGGUCAGGCCCUGGACACCCUCCCUGGGAUACAGGCCCUGCCGGCCCCCAGCUCCCUGCAUCCCUGGGGGCAAGGCUGAGCCCCAGGGCCACAGGAGUUUCUCUUCCACUGCCUGAUCCUCAGAGACCCCAGCCAUAGCUGCUCAGCCAGGGCAGAGACCCCCCAGCCCACCGGGCACUGUCAGGCCUGACAGAGCCUGGGCCACAGCCAAGGAUGCAGACAGACAGAGACGCCCCAGUGGGACCGUCUUCCCAUGCCAGCGGGGACUCCUGGCCUCCCUGCUCGUGGCCAGCAUGGGAGGCCUGCCCCUGCCCCCCCAUACAGCAGAGGAGGCAACUGGACAGCUCCAUUUAUUAAAGUUGUACGUGGUCCUUCCAUUAGCCAGCGGCUUUACAUGGGGUGCUGAGGAGCGGCGUGCUGUGUACACGUGAGACGGAUGCUGCAGGGUGUGGGGAACAGGCGGGUGGGUGGAGGGAAGGCCGCCAAGUGGCCGCCGAUCCUGAGUGGCCCUGGAAAUGGCCGGGGAGGGUACUGGUGUCCAGGGUCAGGGGCUGGGCAAGACCCGGUCCCCAGGACAGGGCCUGCAGCCCCACCUCAGCUCCAUUGUCCAAAGGUCACUCUGUGAUCUCCCCAUGAUGGGCGGAGUGAGCUGUGCCUGCAUCUCCCCCUCACUGCUCCGGGAGCAGCCCCGAGCCCCAGGCCUGGGGACACCCAGCAGUCCAUGUGUGCGGAGGCCUUGGGCGCUGCCUCACCCCCACUGCUGGCCAUCUCCUGUCCGGCUGCCCUAGGAUCCCCAGGCCCCCUGCUUGGCAGCCAUGGCCUAGAAGGAAGCGCGUGGCACCUGGGGUGUGCCCUGGAGCUUGGGGGCCACCCCUGCUCCUCCUGCGCUGAGUCCUGUGGGGCACAGGUGGGGCCUGAAGGGGGCACCCACUUGGGCUGCUGCCUGCAGCCGUCUGGCCAAGGCCCAAGGCUGUGGAGCACAGGACACAGCAGGUGGAGCGCCCUCCCUGGGGAUGGGUUGCAGAGGUAGCCCUGCUGGGUAGCCACCCGCAGGUUCCCUUCCCCCAGCCUGAUUCUGCAGGAAAGAUGUCGCUGGCUGUCUCUGCAGUGUGCUCUUCCGUGGAGAUGGGCAGGGCCGCGGGUCCCCCUCUCCUGCUGAGUUCAGGCUCCUGGGGUGUGAUGAGGCUAUGGCCCCUGGGCUCUGAUGGCCCUGGAGUCCCGUGGUCCUGGUGCUGUCCGCGUGGUUCGUGCAGAGGAAGCUGGGAGGGAGGCACAGAGCCAGGCGCCCCCCCCCAUGCCUGCCUUGCCCACCAGUGGUGUCCCAGGGUAGCAGGGUUAGCCCAACCCCAGCAUCCCCCGAGGAACCCCGUCCCUCUAACACACCUGCUGGCCUCCAGCCUCCCCCACAGGGUGAGUGGGUGUCCAGGGUAGCCUGGCGACCCCCUUCCCUCCCUGCUACCUUUCCCUCAGGCCCCCAGGGGCGCAGUCUGGGCUCCAGCCCACACCCCUGCUCCCCCAGCUGAGGCUGGGAGUGGAAACCAACUGGCGGAACCCUCAUUAAGGAAUUAGCAGGAGCAGUAAUUACAGGCUCCUGUCCUGCUCAGUGGUGACAGCCCCAGCCCGCCUCCUGAGCCUGCUCCCUCCCCCGGCCGGGUGAGCCUUGGGGUUCCAGUAGUGGCUCCCCCGGGGUCGCCUCUAGGGCGGGCACUUGCACCCCAUUCCCUUCUGAGACCAGGCCUUGGCGAGGUGAGGCCGCGGUGAGCUGGUCUGCUAGGCGCAUCUGCACAACAUCCGCCAGGCUGGCCGCGGCCUACUCCAGGGAACCGGCGUGGGGAGGGCUCAGGGACUUCUCCAUGGUGGAGUCCAUGGUGGCCAAGGCAGCUGCCAUGGGGCUGGGCAUGUAGUUGAAGGGCGGGACGCGCCUCGCGGCUCGGGGAGCGUGCUGGCUGG